Molecule: messenger RNA, 550 nt
Organism: Paramecium tetraurelia
Lineage: Eukaryota; Ciliophora; Oligohymenophorea; Peniculida; Parameciidae
Exons: 5
Molecular function (GO): protein binding
Source: RefSeq, a predicted model, not a curated record
AUGUAGCAAGAAGAAGAACAAUAUUCGUGUCUUGAAGAAUUCUUUAUUGACAGUUGUAGAUUUGGAGAUUAUGAAGAUGCGAUUGGAUGCUUUGAAGACAAUGUUGAUUUGUUUUGGAUUGACAUAAAUUAAAAUAACUGCAUUCAUAUGGUAUCAGCAAAUGGUCAUUUAUUGAUACUUGAAUAAAUUAUCUCUUAUUCUCACAAAAAAAACAUUGAUUUGCAAAAAUUAAUUAACCAUCAAAAUUAAUAUGGUUGUACUCCUCUACAUUGGGCAGUGUUAAAUAAUUAAUUAGCUAUUAUAACAAUAUUAUUAUAAAAUGGAGCAGAUGUUACCAUAAAAAACUUAAAUGGAUUAACAUGUAUAGAUGAAGCUUUUUAGCUUGAUAAAGCAGAAGUUAUAGAAUUAUUAUCAAAAAACAUCUCUUUAACAGAAGAUCAAUAAUAGAGUUUCUAAGAAGCACCAGAUGUUACAGAGAAGGAUGAAGAAGAUUAAGUUGAAUGAUUUGUUUAUAUUUUAUGUAAAAAAGUAAUCAAAUUACCUUUUUACA